UCGACAUGGAAAUGCGCCCGCGUUGAACUCUAGCAAGAAGACAGUUACCUCGUAGCUAGCGCAACUAAUUCAGUAGAGACGGUCCUUCACACUGAAACAUUUGUGGGUUUUCGACAUUUGUGCUAAAAAUACAAAAAGUAUUCGCAAGAAAAUCGGAUUAUUAUGACAGGGCCGAGGAAGAGUCCCAACGGAAAAGACAUCGCAUUUUAAUAGCUACUACUAGUAACGUUAGUACGUUACGACGGUCAACAACAUCAGUGAACAUGCGUGACCUGGCUGCCCAGGUCACCAGCAGCCUGCUGCGUUUCCCGGGGGUGACUGUAGAUGCUCUGGGGGAGGAUGAGAUCACCCUGGACACUGUGCUUCACGGGAAGUUCACUGUCGGUCGUAGCGCGCUGGCUUGGCUAGCCUGUGGGCCCCAGCUGGAGGUGGUCCAUGCGGUGACAGGCGAGCGCCUGUCCGCCUACUGCUUCUGCGGCAGGGGGGAGCACCCCCCCAGUGUGCUGGUGGCCAGGGACUUCUCCUGGCUGAAAAGGACCGGGCUGCUGGUGGGCCUGGAGGAGGCCCAGGGCAGUGUGCUCUGUCUCUAUGACCUGGGUAUCUCCCGAGUGGUCAAAGCCGUGGUCAUACCGGGCAGGAUCAGGGCCAUCGAGCCCCUGGUGAGCUAUGGCGGGGCCAGUGCCAGCACACAGCACCUCCACCAGAGCCUGCGGUGGUUCUUUGGCAUGGCGGCGGUGGUCACGGACCUGGGACACGUCCUCCUAGUGGACCUGUGUCUGGAUGACCUCUCCUGCAGCCAGAGCGAGCUGGAGGCCUCAGAUCUGGAGGUGGUGAGUAAGUCCCUAGCUGAGAUCCCCCGGCUGCGUGAGCAGGAGACACGCCAGGGGAGACACCUCUGUCUGCAGCUGAGCAGCCCCACGGGCACGGGGGCCACGGCUCUGCAGUACAUCCCCCGCACCAACCAGCUGGCCGUGGGCUUCUCCGACGGAUACCUACAGCUCUGGAACAUGAAGACGCUCAAGAAGGAGUAUCACUCCCAGCUGGAGGGCGGCAGGGUGCCAGUGUACGCCUUCACAUUCCAGGAGCCAGAGAACGACCCCCGCAACUGCUGUUACCUGUGGGCCGUCCAGUCUGCCCAGGACCAUGAGGGGGACGUGGUCAGCCUCCACCUGCUCCAGCUGGCCUUCAGUGAGAGGAAGUGUUUGGCCUCAGGAAAGAUCCUCUAUGAGGGUCUGGAGUACUGUGAGGAGAGGUACAGUCAGGAGCUGAGCAGCACAGCCUUCCCUCUGAGGGCUCAGGCCACCAACACACGCCUGCUCAGCUGCCAGACCAUUGAGAAGUUUCGACACCACCCUGACAGAGACGACAGCAUGAACGAAGUUGCGUCUCCAGACACCAGCGUGUCCAUCUUCAGCUGGCAGGUGAAGGCCUACGGACAGGGCAACCCCUCCACCUACAUUGGCGUCUUUGACAUCAACAGAUGGUACCACGCACAGAUGCCUGACUCUCUGAGAACGGGGGAGUCUCUGCUUAGCUGUCCCUACCUGGCCGUGUGGUCUCUGGAUUCAGUGGUGGAGAUGACGUCACCCUGCCCCAUGCUGGACGUCCUUGUGCACGAGCGCAGCCUGAGCCGCGGCCUGCCCUACACCUGCCCCCCGCCAGAACAGUUCUUCAACCCCACCACAUACAACUUCGAUGCAACAUGUUUGCUCAACACUGGCCUCGUGCACUUAACUUGCUCUGGGUAUCAGAAAGAGACUCUGAGCUUCCUGAAGAAGGCUGCUCCCUGCUCCAGUGACGUCAUCUCAAACGGCUACUCCCGCUGCCUGAUGUCCGGCCUGCUCUCCUCUGGCUUGGCUGACGUGCAGCCCUCCAGCCUCUCUCAGGAGGAGCAGUUGGACGCCAUCUUGUCUACAGCCAUAGAGACCAGCUCCUUGGGCCUGAUCACCAGCUGUAUCAAACAGUGGACCGCUGAGGAGCAACCAGGCUCUGCGGUGAACCUGCGCUACAUUCUGGAGUGGGCCUGGAACAAGGUGGUUCACACGAAGGAGCAGCUGGAUGGCAUAUGUGCUCCCCUGUUUGACAGCUCGUCUAACUUCACGGACUCCCCGACCCUCCAGCUGCUGCAGCACAGCCAGAGGCUACUGGGGAACCUCAGCACCAUCUUCCACUGUCUGCUCAGCGAGGCACAGGAACUCACUCAACCAGGUCUGCUGGGUCUCAUCAAUAAGAACCAGGUGUCCAGCCUCAUCUCCCAGUACGCCCAGGUGGUCCUCUGGUUCUGUCGGACUGGACUCCUGCCCGAGGGCUCCGAUGACGACGCUGUGCAGAUCUCCAGGCCCUUCUACAGCUACUCUGUGAUCCAGAACUACUACACCAUCCGCAGAGAGGAGCUGCAGCAGCUCUCCAAGGGGAAGUGGUGUGCAGACUGCCUGAUGAUUGACGGCUUAGUCGCCCAAUGCGGUGAUCGCUUGGUUGACCUGUGGAAACGGGACGAGGGCGGGACGGGACAGUAUCCACCCCCUACGCUACAUGGCCUGCUGGACAUUUACCUCCUGGAGAACAUUGAUGAAUCUGCUAAGCACGCCAUCGUGAUCUACCUGUUGUUGGAUGUGAUGUAUUCCUUCCCCAACAAGAGUGGUGCGUCUGUGGAGUCCUUCCCCACCGCCUUCGCCAUCCCCAUCGGUCUGGUCAAACUGGUGCAGGGCCUCUGGCUGCUGGACCACCACGACCACCAGAACUCCCUGGAGCUGCUGCUGCACCCCACCGCCUCCCCGUCCCUGUGGGGCUGGCAGCACGGUCGCGUCCUGCAUGCUCUCAUGUGCCAGGGGCAACAUGGGAUCGCCUUGCGCUACCUCCACGUCAUGAAGCCCCCCCUCUCUUCCACCGCUCAGGCCCAACUCUGCCUCUCUGUGCUGCUACACAACAGGUGUCUGGUGGAGGCCUGGGCCAUGCUGAGGCAGCACUCCAACAGGCUGAACACGGAGGCGUUGUUACGGUUCCUCUACGAGACCUGUCAGGAGCUUGGCCUCAUGAAGGAGCUGCUCAAACUUCCCCUGGGCCUGGCUGAACAGGAGUGCUUGGAGAGGUUCUUGCAGGGUACAGGGGGUCUCCAGAACAGAGAGCUGCUAAUGGUGCACUACCUGCAGCAGGCUAACUACGUCCCCGCCCUGCAGCUCAACCACACCCUCAAGAUGAACAUGGUGAACGAGAGGGAUCCCAAGCUGAAGGAGAGAACCAACACUAGGAACUCUAUCCUGGACCAGUACGGGAAAGUUCUUCCUCGGGUCCAGAGGAGGCUGGCCACGGAGAGAGCUAAGCCGUACCACCACCCCUCCACCAUCCUCAGAGAGGUGUCGCGACCACAGCCGCUGUCGACCAUCGCCAAGCGGUCGGCCAAUGAGAACGUGCUUACCAGAGCGGCAUUCAUCAACAGUGUCCUGUCGAAGAUCGAGGAGGUGUGGGUGGGGAAGAACCCCACGCCCCAGUCCACCCCACUCAAGAGCCCCAGGGCAGUGGAGGUGCUGUGCCCCAGCCCCCUGUUCCCCUCCCGGGAUCUGCCCGAGGCCUUCGUGGGCACGCCCAUCACCAUGACCUCCAAGAGGAAGUCCAGGCUGCUGGACCUAGUGGUUCACCCCUCUCAGACCACCCCUCCAGAGGGGUCCCGACCCCUGCUGACACCCCCCAGGGCGGCCAGCUCCUGGAACCCCCCCAAAAGCAUCAACAAGGCCCCCGAGCUCAGCCUGCUGCAGACUCCACAGGUGGUCAAGCGCGCGCGAGCCCUUGCGGCGUCCGGUCCCGUGUUCUCAGCCUUCACCCCUCAGUCCAUCCUGAGGAGCAGCCUGCGCCCCACCCCCGUGGCCACCCCCUCUGCCUCUCCCGGGCGCUCUGUCACCCCCCCGCUGUGCCCCAAGGAGAGCCGCAUCACCUUCAUCGAGGAGACGGCCUCGCCCAAGCCAGAGAAAGGCCCCCUCUGCUGGAGCAACGGGAUCGCAACCGAAAAUGAGAUUAGCCUGCUGACCAGAGGCUCUCCACUCUCCAAGGUUGGACUGGAGGCCUGGACCUCACACCCUGAUGAGGAAGAGGAGGAGGUGAAGGUGACACACGUGAAGUUCCUGCCACCACCGGUCCGCGAGCCACCAGAGAGGGGAGAGUCUGAGAGUGGCUCCUCUGUCCAAGAGGUCACCAUGGUAACCACAUUGCCUAGCACGUUGCCAGGACGACUCAGCCUAGGCCUGGAGACGAGCCAGGCCUCUGUCCUUUCAACGGACACCACCCUGGAGUUCCAUGAUGCACCUCUGCCUGAAGACCUGGAGAGGGAGGAGGAGCUUCAACAGCCAGCCAAUGAAGUCACAGACGAGGAGGAAGAAAAGGAAGUGGUGGUUAACCUCAAAACUCCAGCAGUACUGGAAGCCCAGCUCUCAAAGGAGGAAGUGCAGCCUGCAGCAGCCAAUGAGCUGACUCUCCUCCCAUCAGUGGAGGAAGGGCAGAACAAGGACCAGGAAGUAACGGAAGAGGCGGUCAACAGCCAAGAGGAAGUGGCCGAAGAGGAGCCGGACCAGGAAGUAGAGCAGAUGGAGGUCAGCCCCGAACAGGAAGAGGCUGAAGAGGAAGUUGUAGUCGAACCAAGACUCACACGGGCAGUAGAACCAACUCCUGACACGGAAGUGGUUGAGGAAUCUAACCUUAGUCAGGAAGUGAUUGAUAUGCUCAACCAUGAGCAUGAGGUGGAGGUGGUGGAAGAGGAGGCUCCCAAAGAGGAUGAAUCACAACCCACUGAACCAAUGGAACCUGUGGAUGCUACGGAACACACUGAUCUGGACGAGUUUGUGGAGCGCCAUCUGUUUGGCAACGACCUGUCUCCGCCCCUGACCCGCUCUGGCAUCCACAAGGCUUCUGUCAACUGGACCUCCUUCAACAGUGAGCGGGUGUGUGAUGUGGUAAAGGAGGAGGAGUCUGCUCCUACAGCCGUCCCCCUGGCCCUCACCACCCAGAAGGGUGUGGCGUCCGUAGCUGCUUCAGACCCCACGGGCACCGACUCCCACUCUGUAGUGAUCCUGAACGACAGUGAGGAACUAUCUAGUGCUGUGUCGGAGGAGGAGGAUGAAGAGUCAGAUGCUCCUGCUGAGGAAGACUCGGGCAGCGAGGUGGAGGUCAUCGAGGAGGUGCAGGGGAACGGGAGGCAGCGAGCCCCCUUGCCUCUCCCCUCUCUCUUUCUGGACCAGCUCCCACCCCUGCAGCCACACCCCCAGUUCCUGCCUGCCCUAUCGGAGCAGGACGCAGCUGUGCGCUCAUUGGUCACUCCAGAGGCAGACCUAAAGAUGGUGGAGGAUGACAUAGAGGGGGAGGUGGUGGUGGUGAGGCUGGGGGUAGGAGGAGAUGAGGGGGUUUGUUACACAGAGCUGAAGCCCUCCACCACCCUGCUGGUUCCUCUGGAGCUGGUGGAGGAACAGGGGCAGGCCCUGGCCGAUGGCGCCCGCCUGGGGCUCACCGAGGUGGUUGAAGGCAGCGAACCAGAGGUACCCCCCUCUGGAGCCCACAGCAGCUUCUCUCUGAUGCUGGAGGAUGGGGAUGACGAUGCAGACACUGUACCACUGGAGGUACCACUAGAACCCAGUAAGCAUCUGACCACAGAGGAGGCAGAUGGAACGUCGGACACACCUGCGGCCGACCCAGAGGUCAUCUGCCUGGGCACGGACAACCAGGACACCCCCCUGGCUGACGCUGAGCCCCUGCAGGAGCAGGAAACUGAGUUGGACACCCUGGAGGGGAUGGACACCUUGGGGGGGAUCAUGGAUAGCUGGACGGAGGCAGAGACUGGUUUAACUGAAGCCAUGUCAGUGGAGAAUGUUCCUCUAGUCACGGACGUCCUGCCUGAAUCCUCUAAGGCUAAACCAGCCAGAUCAGCUGAAGAUGUUGACACAUACCAUGUAGAAGAGCCAGAUGAGAUCCCUGCUGACUCUGGACCAACUGAAGAAGAGCAGCCUUCACCAGUCCUGGAUGAGAACGAGCAGCCCAACGGAGCGAGGGAGGAAACAGAAGAGGUGACUGUCUCGUGUGCUUGUCGGGAGGAGGAGAUGAAGGCAGACGACGUUGAGCUGGAGGCUGAGGAAGAGAUAGAGGAGUACGUCUCUGUCCCUGCAGACCUGCUUCUGUCUCAGGUAGAAAGCAAUGGACCCAUCCAGUCAGACAACCAUGAACCUGCCCACGGAGAAGCCAUAAGCGAGGUGGCAGCCAUACUUGAAGAAGAAAUAGCUCAAACCAGAAAGCCUUCUACAGCCAGUGCGGAGGAGAAGAAGCCGGACAAGACCUCUAACAGCCAGUCUGAGUCUGUGGAGGAAAUAUUGGUGGGGGUCAGGAAAGCCCCAUCUACCCCGAUGCGCAGGGCCACCAAGCAGAGGAAGAUGAUGGUGAAGUUCACCUCAGUGGAGGCAGAGAGGCCUGGGUCAGAGGACCAGAGGCCGGCGGGACCGACUGAGAUGGAGACAGACUCUCAGGUCCCGGUCACACCCAGACGGAUCACCAGGAGUGGCCGGCACGGCCAGGACUCCAGGGUUCCCGUCACGCCUCGCAGAAGCGCCCGUAAAACUGAAUCCCAGCCAGAACCGGAGCCUCAGCGAGAGCAGGAGGAGAGGAAAGGGGAGGAAGGGGUCCUCAUCACAGAGGCAGCUGUGGUCCACUCCAAGCCCACCCCGACCAAACGGCGCACCUCACAGAAGGCCACUCCGAGGACGGGAACCCGCCAGACCAGGAACACCCAGGUGGGGAGCGACGAGGAGCCAACAGCCACAGAUGAAACGGCCAACGAGGUGUCAGUUCUGUCUGUUACACGCAGCACUAGGAAGAGCCGAAUUGGAACCAAGACCCCAGCCAACCAGACUCAGCCAGUGGUCCCCCAGACUCAGCCAGUGGUCCCCCAGACUCAGCCAGUGGUCCCCCAGACUCAGCCAGUGGUCCCCCAGACUCAGCCAGUGGUCCCUGAGGAGGAAGAGAAGAAGGGGAAUGAUGAAGGGGCCAAACAGUGGCCUAGCAGUCCAGGCAGGGUGACCCGCAAGUCAACCCGCGCGGGCGUGACCCUCGGCCUCUUCACCCAGGAAGAGGAAGUGGUUUCCCUGACCCCUCCCCGCAGCCGGAGGAAGACGAGGGGCGAAGGCACCGCCGAGAAGACUCCCUCUGCACUCGCCCUGGAUGACCCGCCCCUCAGCGGCUAUCGUCGACCAACCAGGAGCCGCAUGUGGAACCACCAGGAGGAGGACCUUCCCCUGUUGGAGACGCCGCUGGAGAUGGACUCCGUAACGCCGGUGGCCGACGCCCUCAUCCAGAGACUCCGUGACGAGGAGGCCAAGCGGGAAGUGGAUGAGUCUACGGUCGUCACAGAGAUGGUGAGAGCCAAGAGGAGAGUCACCAAGCCGUCGGGUCAGCGGGCGCCCUCUCCACCCCCGAUGGGAGAUAUAAAAGUGACCAAGGCCGACCAGGGAAGCCCUGUCAGGGACUCGUUCAUCUACUCACCACCUCGGAGGAGAACCAGAGGUAGCAGAGUAGAGUCGCCCGGUCAGAAUGACGUGUCUGCGCCUCCCGUUACUCGUACCAGGCGGCCGGUGGACGCCACCGCAGCACAGCCUGAUAACAAGGACAAGAACUCAUCAGAAGACGAUGUGGAGAAAGAGAUGGCUGCUGCUAAAACCAGAGCAACAAAGAGCCGAACAACCAAGCCCAAAGCAGCCCCCGCGCCCCCUCCCCCAGCCAAAGUGGAUCUGAUCUCUCCUAUGCCCAGCCCGGCCGAGCCCGCCCCGCGUGCCACGAGGAGGCUGUUGGAGGAGAACGACGCCCCCGCCCCCCGGAUGAACCUCCGACGCAAACGAGUGCUGGAGGCAAUCUUCCCCAAACCUGUCACCCGCAGGAAGAAGCUAUGAUCGGAUGCCAUUUUCACCCUGAACAAACUACAGCAUCAACCUGGAAUCUUACAGACUCAGUCAGAACUCAUGGGGUGAAUAUCCCUGUCUCCUUUCCUUCAUCUGAACUGGCCUGAAAAAUAGGAUAGUGAAAGCAGUAUGAUGCCUACUGGGUAUUUGCUUUCCAAUACGCUGUAAGGCAGAUUAAGAAAAGGAGACUGAGAGGAAUCAAUUACAGAGACCGAUGAAGGGGCCAAACAGCGGCCCAGCAGUCCAGGCAGGGUGACCCUUGCCCUCUUCACCCAGGAAGAGGAAGUGGUUGCCCUGACCCCUCCCCGCAGCCGGAGGAAGUCGACCCGCGCGUGGACUGGACUCCUAACGUUACUCUGAGGAAGAGAUUUGAUUCUCCUUUUCUUUCUUUUAACUGUUGCUGCCUGCUGUUUUGUAUUUUAAGACAGACAACCAGUAGAGAACAUAUUUGAAAAUAAUUAAUCAAAUUUAAUUGGAUAUUGAUAAUUUUAUAUAAAUUAUUGUUAUGUUUACAGGGAGGAAGACUGAUGGACUUAAACACCAAAAAAGAGACAUUGUUUUUUAUUUCUGGAGAAUUUGUAUAUUUCUAUAAAUUGAUGCAUAUGUAAAUAGUCUCUUUUGCCAUGUUAUGAAUAAAGUUGAAUACUUGUGAAUGAUCUGUUUUUUAAUUUUGAUCAUGUUUGGGUCAUAAUAAUGAUGCCAAUGUCAGCCUUAAGACAAUUAUGUAAAGUUAAUUGCUGUUUUUCGAAUGAUUAAUUUGCACUGAUUUAGGUAGUUUGGGCUUAUUUUCCUGUACUGUAUCACUAACAUGUAUAUAACCUACACAGUGAAUCCACUGGGGCUGAUAAGGCUUGUUGGCUUGUUUUAAGGUCAUUUAUUUGACCAGCAUAACAUGCCGAUGAAUGUCUUAUUUACAAUGACUGAUCUUUGACAAUAUGGUAAAGCUGAAGUAUUUCAUUAA
This is a messenger RNA of Coregonus clupeaformis (lake whitefish), 8883 nucleotides long. Its product is annotated as protein ELYS. Gene Ontology annotation, molecular function: protein binding. The record is from RefSeq and is a predicted model, not a curated record. The coding region runs from base 264 to 7913 and encodes 2549 amino acids. The transcript has 36 exons. NCBI's taxonomy places the organism in Eukaryota, Metazoa, Chordata, Actinopteri, Salmoniformes, Salmonidae.